Cladophialophora bantiana CBS 173.52 is the source of this 330-nucleotide messenger RNA. RefSeq lists its product as uncharacterized. The transcript is spliced from 2 exons. The coding region runs from base 1 to 330 and encodes 109 amino acids. The record is from RefSeq and is a predicted model, not a curated record. NCBI's taxonomy places the organism in Eukaryota, Fungi, Ascomycota, Eurotiomycetes, Chaetothyriales, Herpotrichiellaceae.
AUGAUCCUCAUUGAUCCAUCAUCUUAUGCCAGCCACGCAAGCCGCUUCAACGUCGUGGUACGCCGGCUCCCCAUCAUCCGCGACAUCCUGAAGACAUGUAAGAGCCACCUACAACCGAUCCAAAAUCCUCUAUCUACAGACGACUGUGACGCACUGGAGAAAACCAUGGACGGAUGCCAUGAAAAGCCCCAAUUCAAUCUGGUGCACGAGAAUCUACUCCCACACGACGUUGAAAUGUUAUUGAAGAGGAGAUCUUCCCAGAAUGACGUAGAGGAUGAAGAAGCAUCGGAAGAUGAAGAUGGAGCGCAAGAAGAAGCAGAGCUGUAUUAA